AUGCGGAUGCUCUAUAUAUUGGUCGGCAACUGUCGAUUGGUUAUAGCCAUCUCUUUUUUAGUUCUAUUACUCGUCGUGGAUAUGUUGAGGACUAGUUGUUUAUAUUUCUUUGUUAUUGUUUUUGUCAUCCUUUCUCGGAUUUACUUAUGCGAGGCUCGCCAUCUUGCACCCAUGGAGAAGAAGCUUCAUGUGAAUCGCGAUAACUUAAUUGCGAAGAACAACGAAGAGAUUAAAAAGCUAGAAGUCCCGUCGACAAACAACACGAAAACCAUAUCAAGCGAAGCACCGAUCGAACAUGCCGUAGGUGAUCAUGGCGAGAUCAUUGAGAAGAAUACGAAGGACGAUUGCAGAGUAAACCGAGCUUCACUAGUCAAAACAAGUGUGUCGUCAAAAAGAGUCUCAAGAACUUGGAAAGUUCCCAAAUAUUCAAAGAAGCUGCCUAGGUCGGAUCAGGAACAUCCUGGAUUCAAUCUUGAUUAUAUGCAGCCCACUACGCACCCACCUCAUCAUAAUUAACCUUAUAGUGAUCAAGUUUCCAUAUUGUGAUUUAUAUAUAUACAAUAAUUUUAAGUCACACGAGGAAUGUCGUCCACAUUUUAACUCUUUCAAUAUAUGGUCACAAACGACCUAGUUAUAAGCUUAUAACAAAAAAAUAUUAUGUAAAAUUAGUUAGAAAACAGGUUCUUGAUAUUUGUUCAAUACACGCUUUCGCGCGCAUACAUCAAUAACGAUGCACUAUAUAUUAUAUGCGUCUUUACAUGCACUUACAUGUGACCUUUGUUGUUAUUUUUUUGUUUGUUUGUUAAAAUCAUUUGCUGAAUUGUUGUGAUACAAUUCUCAAGUAUUUGCAUUACAAAAAUGUGUGCAUUUUGGUUGUUAACAAAUUGUUAUUAAGGUACCACUAGUCAAAAUGCCUUAUUUCUAUUGAAUUAUACAGUACGUCCGCGUGCACAGUCACUAUUAACGAUGUCCAAAAAGGACGAGAUCCCGCGUUUGGUUCCAAUGCAAUCAGGUUGUCCCAAAUCUACGUAUCAUAAAAGAAUUAAGUUUAAGUUGACUUCAUACAAUUACAACUCAUAAAACAACAAGUUGACAAAAAAACUCAUAAAACAACAAU
Molecule: messenger RNA, 1117 nt
Organism: Brassica rapa (field mustard)
Lineage: Eukaryota; Viridiplantae; Streptophyta; Magnoliopsida; Brassicales; Brassicaceae
Source: RefSeq, a predicted model, not a curated record